AUGGUCUCUACACAUCCAUCCAAUGCUUCAAAAAAAGUCACUCAGGUUGUCAUAGAUGCACAGCAAAAAAGACGAACCUUGGCCCAGGUACAAGAGGACAAUGCUUGUCUCCAAAGAGAAAAGGAAGACCAGGAGGCAAGGACCCACAAGGGCAUUGCCAAAGUUGCAGCUGUCCAGGAUAAACUUGCCAUCCAGGAGCAAAAUGUAAGCGCCGCAAGAAAACCAUGUCCUUGUCCUGUUGGCAAGGCUGCCGCUGCAACCAUUACCAUGGAUAUGGCAGCCACAGGACUGAAAAGAGGUGCUGCAGCAAAGGCAGCAGCGGAAGAGGUUCUGGAUGAGGUGGGUGAUGGUAGUGAGGCAAACAUGCAGAAAAAGCAGAAACAAGUGCAGAAGACAACUCACCAUGAUGCGGUUGAGGCUGUUUGUGGCACCGCAGUACCAGCUAAUGCUGAUAACAAUAACAAUGUUACUGAUGGGAUCACGGUGGCAUUGAGUUUAUGUGUAUCAGAUUCUGGCCCAAAAGGGAAUACAUCAACAUACAUACCUUGCUCUUCUACCACGAUGUUGCUGCUAAUUGAGCCCACACUUUUUUACUGGAAUUUGCUGAAUAAUUUGACUAGUGACUUGAAGAGCACUUAUAGGGGCACAGUCUCAGUGUGGGCACACAGAGUUCAGAAUCCAAAGACGAGCAGCACAUUGUCUCACUUGCCGAGGAGCAAAAAUCAUCCAACCAGUGUAUCGGGCAUCCCAGGACCUACACAACUCACCAAAGUAACAACAUUUAGCAGUGCUACUGCCGCCCCAGCGACUCCCAAAAGCUCUGAGAUUGGAUGCGAUGAUGCCCAGGUAGUAGGAUCUCUGCUAGAUGAGGAUGGUGAGCCUGAACACUUAGUGGCACAUGCCCUCGCGAGUGUGAAGAAACAGCCAAGUAGUUUGUAUACUGUAUUAGGAGCAAUGGAUGUGGUUGACAUUUGCAAUGGUUCACUGACCCCACCUCCACCUUCACAAUAUCAGUCUGCUCACUCCUUCUCUUCAUCCAUCGAAGGGGAUGCUGACAUGGGUGACGACAAAAUGGAAUCAGGAGAUGUCAUUGUUGUUGACAGUGUUAAGGCAAGCCCUGCUGCUAUGGGAAGUAAACAGGUGACAUCAAAGACCAAUGUUGAAGUAUUUGAUGAUGUGGAUGUCCCACCGAAGAAGUGUGUCAAGAAGGAGAUGAUGGAUGCCUUGGAGAAGAAAGCAACUGCCACGGAGAAGAUGAGCAAAGAAGUCUUGAGGGUGAAGUACAAGAACAGUGAUCUUCCCACUGGUUGCCAGGAUGGAAAUGCAUGGUGUGGCUUACUGAUUCCUACUAUCGCUCACGCCGCCGGUGGGGAUGAUGUCCAUCCAUGGCUCAUUGAGGAUGAUGCACUUAUUCUGAUCCUCACAAAGGCUUGGAAAGUCAUCUACGCAGGAAAGCCCAUGCUCAUUGAUCACUCUAUUGUCCCAGGAGACACUGUCUAUUACAUGGCUAAGCAACACUUGAGUGAAUGGUGUGGUGGAUUUGGUUCUGCUGCCAUCAUGAUGAUCACAAGUCUCAUGGUGGCUGACCUGCUCUAUGAAGCUGAGGAUAGCCAUAUUUCUCUUUGGGACGUUGAAUCUGACAACAAGAAGGAAUGGUCAGGAAUGUGGCAGUCAAUGUUCGUCCUGCAGACUUUUGCGGCACACCUCAACUACACCCAAGGAUGUGUGCCUGUUCCGGAGCUUAACAGCAAGGAGCCAGUUCUCCGAAGUGCACUUUCCCUUGCUGCAGCGGCGGUUAAACGAGCCCUUCAUCUUCUCGCAAGUAAAGAGAUGACUUUUGAAACAAAGAAUACCACAUCUAAGGGCAUGAAGAAGCCUUCGUGA
Molecule: messenger RNA, 1884 nt
Organism: Suillus bovinus
Lineage: Eukaryota; Fungi; Basidiomycota; Agaricomycetes; Boletales; Suillaceae
Exons: 7
Coding region: 1-1884 (627 amino acids)
Source: RefSeq, a predicted model, not a curated record